This is a messenger RNA of Helobdella robusta, 1164 nucleotides long. RefSeq lists its product as hypothetical. Bases 1 to 933 code for a protein of 310 amino acids. Lineage: Eukaryota; Metazoa; Annelida; Clitellata; Rhynchobdellida; Glossiphoniidae. The record is from RefSeq and is a predicted model, not a curated record. The transcript has 4 exons.
AUGUCACGAGUCAGAGCUGAACAAGCGGAGGUAGCAGCCGAGCAGGCAAGAUUGGAUUCGGCAAACGCUCAUCAGAUAUCCACGAAAAAUUUAAGCACAGUCGAUCCUAACCAAAUUCGAUACUCGAUAUCGAUAUCAAACUUAUCGGACACCGACGAGAAAAGGAAUCCAGACUCACAGAACCACGUUCAGUUUGCCAAGAAGGACAGCUCUUCCAAUAAUCCGAUAAAACAAAUACUAAACAAUUCAUUCCGUCAUCCAUCUAUUUGGUCGAGAAAUAACGAGACAACAAUUAAGCGGUUGGACAGCAGCAGGUCUCAAACGAGUUACAAAACAUUCGAUCAAAAUGAAAAAACUUUCAAUUCCAAACAAGAUGCUCGUGAUGCUUGUGACAAACCCACGAGCAGCAACCUCACUUCAUACAACAUCUCGCCAAACAUUCAGACGUUCAACAAAACAAAUCUCUCAAACCCCGUUACCUCCUCCAAUAAAACAAGAGAUCCACCUCCCAUGUCAGAUCUUGACUUUCCAUCAUCAAAGUUCUCGAGAUCAGACGACACCAGCACGAACGUAUCUUCCUUCGUUCCACAAAUGAACGUUUUCGAGAGGAACCGACUGAAACGCAACAAAGACCCCAUCGACAUCUUCAUCGGAGGAGUUCCAAAGACAAACACACCAACACCAACUAGUAGUCUUAGUAAAAAUUCCCCGUUCUCAAGUUUGUCUCCAUCCUUUGCUAACAAAACAUUCAACCCUCCCAGAACCAACGUUCCAAAAACUUCGUCCUCUGAGCAGACGCUGGUAGUCGCCCAACUUUCGAACAAUCAAGCCUGGUUACGGAGAUACACAUCUUGGUCCUGGCUCUUCCUUGUUACAGUCAACCUGAUCAUCGCCUACUUCAUCCUACAAUUUCUGCCCAACUACAUAUCAUAACCUCCACUCUUUCUUUCUCCUCGCUGAUGUGAUGUAUGGAAUACGUUCAAUUAAUUUCUUUUUCAAUCAGUUUUUUUUAAUUUUGAAAAUUAAUUUUGUUCAUCUUUAUAGUGUAAUAUUUAGACGUCACAUUUUGAAAAUGUGAAUCGAUUGUACUUUCAAUCUUAACUCGUUCAUUUCUAAACUCUUGUUUCCAACAAAAGAAUAAUUUUUGUAAAUAAAGUUUCAACA